AUGCCNCCCAGGCAGUCGGCAACAUAUCGUACGGCACAGUCACAAAUGGUGAUGCCCAAAUCUUCAAGCGCCAACAUGAGAUCAGCAAUGACCUGCCCACGAUGCGCCGAGCCACAUCGUAUAUCAAGAUGCCCUCAAUUUCGAGCAUUAAGUCUGGAUCAACGUUUGCACUGGGUACGCCAAGCAACGUUAUGCUUCAACUGCUUGGGACCAGGUCACUCGGCCUGUGACUGUAACUCGGGGAAUUGCGACAACUGUAAGCAGAAACACAACACCAUGCUUUGUAAGGCAGCUCCGCAAGGCGAGCGGUUACCUACAAACACCAGCUCAGUAGCGCAACCAGUGUCCGUACUCGAGCAACAAUCGCCAUCAACCAGCGCUACUGCGGCUCAGGUCCUGCCCCGUCUGGAUGCU
Rhagoletis zephyria (snowberry fruit fly) is the source of this 414-nucleotide messenger RNA. RefSeq lists its product as uncharacterized. The record is from RefSeq and is a predicted model, not a curated record. Lineage: Eukaryota; Metazoa; Arthropoda; Insecta; Diptera; Tephritidae.